UAUCAACUCACCACCGUCGACCCAAUUCACCCCGCCCGCGCAUGGCCAUGAGCGCUGUCGCUGCCCCUCGAAAGCCCCUCGUCGACUGCUGUCAUGUGUCCCCAGCCUGAUGGCCCGGGUCUGCCCUCCAGCGCGUCUGCAAUAAUGGCGUCCGCAGGCCACCUGUCAGCGCAGAAGGAGCCGCGGCUCGACGCCGGCAACAAGGACCAUGACCACUAUGCUCAGCGGCUGCCGGCAUGGCGCAAUACGCUGCGACGGGUCUUAAUCCCCGUCGUUCGAUGGGAGACUCCAUAUCUCGCCUACAUGCAGGACAAGCUGCGCACUCCUGCGCUCGACUCGUACUUCGCCUUCACGGCGAACCUUGGGACGCAUACCUUCUUCAUGGUGUUUCUGCCGAUUCUCUUCUGGUGUGGAUACACCAACAUCGGCCGAGCGAUGGUACAUAUGCUGGCUGCCGGCGUCUUCUGGAGUGGCUUCUUCAAGGACAUGCUAUGUCUACCACGUCCACUCUCGCCUCCGCUGGCCCGCAUCACCAUGUCCGGUUCCGCCGCCCUGGAGUAUGGCUUUCCCUCGUCUCACUCCACCAAUGCGGUAUCCGUCGCCUUCUACGCCAUCUAUAUGCUCCAGGGCGCUCGCGAGCAGCACCACCCAAACGUUUUCAUGGCAUUGCAGGCCCUUUUCUACUUCUACGGCGCAUCCAUCGUCUUCGGUAGACUAUAUUGCGGCAUGCAUGGCUUUCUGGAUGUUAUCGUCGGGAGCAUUCUUGGCGCUGGUAUAGCUGUUCUGCAGGUGCUGUACGGCGACGCGGUGGAUACUUGGGUCUUCAGCGGCGGUUACAUGAACCCCCUGAUUGUGACUUUACUAAUCCUGGUCCUUGUCCGGAUUCAUCCCGAGCCCGCAGAUGAUUGCCCCUGUUUUGAUGACAGCGUAGCAUUUGCUGGUGUUGUCAUUGGUAUCAACAUCGGAGCCUGGCAUUAUCACCUUACAGGAUACGCCGUGAACGACCCAAUUCCCUCGACAAUUCCCUUCCAGCUGGCGAACGUUGGCUUGAUCAAGGCAGCUCUCCGGAUCCUCGUCGGCGUGGUGGUCAUCUUCAUGUGGCGAGCAACUAUGAAGCCAGCAUUGUUCAAGGUCUUGCCCCCCGGAUUUCGACUACUAGAGCAUGUGCGCCUCAACUUGCCGCGCGCUUUCUUCUUGAAUGCUUCCAAGUACACCAGCAUUCCGACUUUGCGCGGAGACGACAAUGUAAUUCCUCCCGCCUCAGAGCUACCUCAAAUGCUCAAAAACCUGGCCCACCCUCGCAAGCGUUCCGUGUCCGUGGGGCCUCAGUCUGCCGCGGAUGCUUACGAGACUCUUGCCUACCGGAACAGGCGUCGAAGAGAGAGCAUUAAUUCGCUGGACGGUGCCGUACCUGAGGAGGGCUCUUGGUCCCCCACCAGAAAGGAAGACGCCUCUGGCGCACUCAAACCCCAAUCGAAACCCCGUUGGGAUGUUCCACUAGGUGUCGGCCUUCUGCCUACGCCAAUGGCUUCCCGAGUCCAUUCGUACGAGCACAUGAUGGGAGCGGGGCGCGUGGACAAUCAAAUCCUCACUCCCCCAGAGAGCGACACGGACUUCGCAGGCGAAGCCCAGCAGUCACCAGCAGAGGAGGAGGAAAAUGAGAAACGGGAGAUUUUCAUGCAGCUGACGAAACCUCGUGUGAGGUACGAUGUUGAAGUCGUCACGAAGUUGAUCGUUUAUGGAGGUAUUGCAUGGUUAGCCGUUGCAGGCAACCCAAUCUUCUUCGAACUAUUAGGUCUAGGCGCAGGCGUUCCGCCAUAGCUAUGGCAUAAUGUUGCACAUAACUGUCCAGCGAAUCUCCUUCAGCGGCGACUGUAUAUAGCAUUUGAUAAGCGUAAUAAGAUACCCAUGCUCUCGACC
Trematosphaeria pertusa is the source of this 1920-nucleotide messenger RNA. Its product is annotated as acid phosphatase/Vanadium-dependent haloperoxidase. Gene Ontology annotation, cellular component: endoplasmic reticulum membrane. NCBI's taxonomy places the organism in Eukaryota, Fungi, Ascomycota, Dothideomycetes, Pleosporales, Trematosphaeriaceae. Gene Ontology annotation, molecular function: sphingosine-1-phosphate phosphatase activity. The record is from RefSeq and is a predicted model, not a curated record. Bases 94 to 1821 code for a protein of 575 amino acids. The transcript has 5 exons.